Molecule: messenger RNA, 468 nt
Organism: Rhagoletis pomonella (apple maggot)
Lineage: Eukaryota; Metazoa; Arthropoda; Insecta; Diptera; Tephritidae
Product: transcription factor Adf-1-like
Exons: 3
Biological process (GO): regulation of transcription by RNA polymerase II
Cellular component (GO): transcription regulator complex; nucleus
Source: RefSeq, a predicted model, not a curated record
AUGUUCGAAGAAAAUUUAAUAAAUGCAAUUGAAAAGCACCGGUGUAUCUGGGACAAAAGCCUGUUGUGUUACAGGGAUAAAAACAAAAAAGACAUGGCCUGGCGCGAUGUGUCUGCUGUUGUUGGGGAAUCUGAGGCUGACUGCCGCAAACGGUGGAAAUCCUUGCGUGACCGCUUUACUAUUGAGUUGAAGUUGCAGCACCAGCCAAGUGGAAGUGCUACUUCGUUCAGGAAGAACUGGGCUUAUUUUGAUACUCUGUCUUUUUUAAAAGGAACUGUUGCACCCAGAAACACAACCACCAACAUUACUACCGAAAUAGAAGACUCUGGGUCUUCAUUUGCGUUUGACUUCAACGAAAGUGGCAAUCUAGUUUUAAAUAGUCAAACAGAAGACUCGGAACCUGUUCCUCCUAAACGUAAGAAGCGAAAUGAAGAUCAGGACAGCAGCUUGAAUUCAUUAGUUGAAGAU